CGACAAUCUUUCACUCAUUGUUAACCCUGAUUCGUUACUUCGUUUUCCUUUCUACCCUUGUUCUUUUUAUAUUCUCCAGAAUUCCCUUCUUUCAUCAGUUGCAUUUACAGUUGCAGCUGUCCCAUGCUCCACCACAUCUGUCCCAUCUUUGGGUCUUUUACCCUGUGUUUCCUUAGCUGGCGUUUCUUGCGACAUCCUGCUGUGUCCUAUGUCCUAGUGCAACCAACCUAGCUGUUAAGCGCUUCUUUGCACUACCUCGCCCUUCAAACAAACUGAUACCUAUCAACUCAACCCAACUCAACUUACGUCUCAAAUCCUUACUCUCUGACCUACCUAUUCAUAUACAAAAGGCACUUGCCAUUUUACAGUAUUCUUAUAACUCAGUUGGUUGGCCCCGCGCCUAUUCACCUUAUGGAGGAGGGUGGCGUUACUCCGUCCAACGCCAUUCCUGAACUCAUCUCUUCCUGGUCCUUGCCUGCCUCUCCCUUGCGGCUGCAAUGAAGUCGUCCCUUGUGGGUGCUUCGCUGGUUUCGACAUUGGGUCUUGUGCAAGCCCAAACCAUCCAGUGGAACAUCGAGGGUCGCCAUCCUCAACCACAUUUGGCCCGUCGCGCCCAAACGACAUAUGAAGAGGUCAUAAGUAAUGACAGAUCUGAAGGAGGUUACUUUACUGAGGUCACGAUCGGCAAUCCACCUCAGAAUAUUACCCUUCAGCUCGAUACCGGGAGUAGUGAUGUAUGGGUUCCCUGGAACUGUGCAGAUAUCUGCGAGGACGACAAGAAUGGAAAAAGUGGUUGCCCUCUUGGAAGCUUUGACCCCGAUAAGUCCAAGACAUUCAAACAUGUCGCGCCCGGAAUGUUCGGCAUCACCUUUGUAGAUGACAGUUACGUCAAGGGCGAUUAUUUUGAAGAUCACUUUGAGUUGGACGGCGCUGUCAUCAACAAUCUGACCAUGGGAUUGGCUAUUAAGACUAACAUUUCAUAUGGGUUGAUUGGCGUUGGUUACGCCAAGAACGAGGCAUCGGGCAGCACCACGGAUGUUAUUUAUCCCAACCUUCCUGUUGCGAUGUACCAAGCAGGCUACAUCAACACCAUCGCCUACAGUGUGUGGCUCAACGACCUAGACGCCAAAGCCGGCAGUAUUCUAUUCGGAGGGGUUGACACAGCAAAGUACGUGGGCGAUAUGCACCGAAUCGAUAUUCAAAAGUUGGAUGGCCAUUACUACCACUUCGUCGUGGCCUUGACCUCACUGGUCGCCACUAGCUCCAGCGGCAGCGAUGUCCUUACCUCCGAUAGUUUCCCUAUUCAGGCCGUUCUCGAUUCUGGAACCACGUUGAGCUACCUUCCCCAAGAUUUGGCUCAUGAGAUCUGGGAAGAAGUUGGUGCUGUCUGGUCGCCAUACUAUGGAGUAGCUGUUCUACCAUGUGCAUAUGGCAGGAACCAAGGGAAUUUCACAUUUGGAUUCGCAGGCCCUGACGGUCCUAGCAUCAGUGUAGGGAUGGAUGAGCUCGUUCUUUCCAUGACCAGCAACGCGGCCAAUAUGCCAGUCUUUGAAUCCGGCGCCUACAAGGGCGAGAACAUAUGUACCUUUGGUAUACAAAACGACACCAACGAUCUGUACCUACUUGGCAACACCUUUCUUCGAUCCGCCUAUGUCGUCUAUGAUCUGGUAAAUAACGAAGUUGGAAUUGCCGCUACUGAUUUCAAUUCGACGAAAAGCAAACGAGUCCCAUUUAAGAGCUAUGGGGCAACCAUCCCAUCCGCAACGGCAUCAAGCAAUCAGCACAGAGCAACCGAGAAACCAACAGUCCCAGGUCAUAACUUCACUGCUGCUGAGGGAUUUCAAGAAUCAGACUCAAAUGGAAAUGAUGACAAGGACAACGCGGGAUCAUUGCUUAACCCCCCGACAACACCUUUGGCGCUGGUCGUUACCACUAUGAGCUUUAUGCUUGCAGGCGGAGGGAUUUUCUCGAGCAUUUUUUGAUGACGCCGUCUUAAGGAGUUUUGGCUGCAUUGCAUAAGUCAUCUGCUUCAGAUGCUAACAGGUUCAUGACACUGGCGUUGAACAAGGGUUGUAUUGACAUGGGCUCAUUUUGGCGUUUAACGGCCGGACGGAGCCGUCGGUAAUGAGGAUACAAAAAGGGCGCAAUGGAUGAUGAGACUACACAAAUGAUACCAGUAAAAGAAUGGCAUAAAAAGCCUAAAAGAAUACAUAUAAAUGCAAAUGUUAAUGAUGCGUAUACAUGUUCCAAAUCUCGAGUU
This is a messenger RNA of Fusarium oxysporum Fo47, 2260 nucleotides long. RefSeq names its product aspartic peptidase domain-containing protein. Gene Ontology annotation, molecular function: aspartic-type endopeptidase activity. The transcript is spliced from 2 exons. Lineage: Eukaryota; Fungi; Ascomycota; Sordariomycetes; Hypocreales; Nectriaceae. The record is from RefSeq and is a predicted model, not a curated record. Bases 498 to 1982 code for a protein of 494 amino acids. Gene Ontology annotation, biological process: proteolysis.